This is a messenger RNA of Leucoraja erinaceus (little skate), 629 nucleotides long. Its product is annotated as histone H4-like. Lineage: Eukaryota; Metazoa; Chordata; Chondrichthyes; Rajiformes; Rajidae. Gene Ontology annotation, cellular component: nucleosome. The annotation marks the transcript as partial. Gene Ontology annotation, molecular function: DNA binding; structural constituent of chromatin; protein heterodimerization activity. Gene Ontology annotation, biological process: nucleosome assembly. The record is from RefSeq and is a predicted model, not a curated record. The transcript has a single exon.
AACAUCAUCGUAUCUGGUCGAGGGAAAGGAGGCAAAGGAUUAGGCAAAGGCGGGGCAAAGCGGCACCGCAAAGUGCUUCGCGAUAACAUCCUGGGCAAAGAUAGCUCUGCUAUAGGAUCUUUGCUGGGCAUCACCAAGCCAGCUAUCCGCCGCCUGGCUCGGCGUGGUGGGGUCAAGCGGAACUCGGGUCUAAUCUACGAGGAGACCCGCGGGGUGUUGAAGGUUUUCCUGGAGAAUGUGAUCAGGGACGCGGUCACCUACACCGAGCACGCCAAGCGCAAGACGGUCACUGCCAUGGAUGUGGUGUACGCUCUGAAACGACAAGGUCGCACUCUCUACCAAAGAUUAUAUAGGAUACGCAGAGAGUGAGAGGCGGGGAGAGGAGGAGACAAAGAGACAGACAGCUUCCUCUCAUAUUCCAGCUCCACGUCCCAGAUUCCUGAAAACAUUUUUCAAACGGUUUGCCCACAAACCAACCGAAAUUUAGCGCUCCGGCCAAACUUUCAGACAGACAUUCCGUGGUAAAAGUCAGUCAGUGAUAUUACCGCUGUCAAAUUAAUUUGUCUCCUUCCGGUUCAUCCCCGGAGCCCGUUCCCUCUGCCGAUAUCGCCCACCCCAUAGCGUUCAGC